AUGGCGGACCAAGAACAAGAAUUGAAGCGAGUAAGCUCAGAACUCGAAGACCUACGAGGAAACAUGGGUCAGGUCAUGGAGAUACUACAGGUCAUCAGGGCAAAGUUGGACACCCAAACGACGGUCGUUUCAGAAAUCGUCGGUCCCACGAUUGAACCCCAACCUGCAAGGACAGUACCAACCACCUGGCCAGCCUAUGGUUUACCUCCUAGUUUCACACCUCCAGUUGAAGGCGCCCCUGGUUUUGCACAAUCCACUCAGCAGACGGCUCCUCUACCAACCAUCAAUGAAAAUCAUCCAGUGGUCCAUACGUUCGCACCUCCUCUCGUUCGUGCACAUGUGCAACCUUACUUCGAGGAUCAACAACAUGCUCCGGACUUUUCGGACGAAGAUGAUGAAAGGAAGGAAGACAUAAUAGGGAUGAAAGAGAAUUUCCAGAUUCUUGAAAAAAGGUUAAGGGCUAUGGAAGGCGACCAAGUUUUUGGUGCUACUGCUAAGGAGAUGUUCUUAGUGUCAGGUCUUGUGAUUCCUGCAAAGUUCAAGACCCCAGAUUUUGAUAGAUAUGAGGGCCACUCGUGUCCUAAAACUGUCACACCAAAUUUCAUCCAGUCACAAGCUCUUGUCUAUCAACCUGUUCAACAAGCACCAGUAUACCAGCAAGCGCCCGCGCCACCUGUUUAUCAACAGCCAAGGGCACAGGCUCCUCAUCCACAAAAUCCUCCAAAUCAAAAUAGGGUACAGAGAGGUAGACUUCCGUUUGCUUCAAUCCCUAUGACAUACACUGAAUUGUACCCAUCGUUACUACAAAAAGGGUUGGUGACUCCCAGACCUUUGGGUCCUCCGCCAAAUUCUUUACCUCCAUGGUACAAUCCAAAUGCCCAUUUUCCUUUCCAUGGGGGUUCCCCUGGACAUGAUUUAGAGGGAUGUUAUGCCUUGAAGCAUAUUGUGCGAGACCUGGUUGAGAAGAAGAUUCUUUCAUUCCGAGAUGUUGGACCCAACGUGAAAAAUAACCCUUUGCCAGCGCAUGGUGAUGUUAAUGCCAUCGAGGAUGCUUCCGAUGUUUGUAUAAUAAAAAAUGUUGAAAAUGUUAAAACUCCAUUGCUAGCACUUCAUGCAAGAUUGGUGGGGGCUAGAUUGAUUGAUACAUGUCACGACAACUGUGAAGAAUGUGUCGUUCAUCCAAGAGGAUGUAAAGUGGUACAAACUGAUAUUCAAAAUUUGAUGGAUCAAGGUGUUUUGCAAAUUUGUGGUCCUACAACAAGCGAGGAAGUUUCAGUUAUUGAACCCGUUUUCAAUCUACCAGAACCGUUUGAGCACCAAGGCGGUACCCUGAAGUACGACAUAACAGUGGUAGAUGGAGUGGUAGAUGGAAAACCCAAAGCUGCUGAAAGUAAGAAAGGUUUGGAGAAUGUUGAUACCGACAUCACUAACAUCGCAGGGACAAGCAGGAUGACCCGCAGUGGUCGGAUUUAUACUCCCAAUAUUAAUGUGAACCCUCAAGAGCCAACAAGGGAAGCUACAAAUGUAAAUCCUACCCCAGAGCAUGGAGGUGCACAGCCGGCUGUGCAAGCAGAUGAAGCGAGUGAGUUUCUAAGGAUAAUAAAGAAAUCCGACUAUAAGAUAGUUGAUCAGUUACAUCAAACACCAUAA
Lathyrus oleraceus (garden pea) is the source of this 1650-nucleotide messenger RNA. RefSeq lists its product as uncharacterized. Bases 1 to 1650 code for a protein of 549 amino acids. The transcript has 3 exons. NCBI's taxonomy places the organism in Eukaryota, Viridiplantae, Streptophyta, Magnoliopsida, Fabales, Fabaceae. The record is from RefSeq and is a predicted model, not a curated record.